GUCACCGCGAAUGGCUAGGGCACACUUUCGGCCGACGUAUAAAAGCCCCCGAGGGAGGCGGAAGGGUUUUAGGGCUUUCGGGUUGUCUGCGUGACGUCGCUUCUCCGCACCGCAAUCCACGUCAAGAAAAUGAGUACCGAGGCUGUGAAUCCGAAGGCGUACCCUUUGGCCGACGCUCAGCUGACAAUAACCAUCCUGGAUCUGAUCCAACAGGCAGCCAACUAUAAACAACUCAAGAAGGGUGCCAACGAAGCAACCAAAACCCUCAACAGAGGCAUAUCCGAGUUUGUGGUGAUGGCAGCUGACACGGAGCCGCUCGAAAUCCUUCUCCAUCUCCCAUUGCUUGCUGAGGACAAGAAUGUGCCUUAUGUUUUUGUUCCUUCCAAACAAGCUCUUGGUCGAGCUUGCGGAGUUACGAGGCCUGUGAUCGCUUGUUCUGUUACCAGCAACGAAGGUAGCCAGUUGAAAUCUCAGAUUCAGCAACUCAAGGAUGCUAUAGAGAAGCUGCUGAUCUAGUUCCGGGGAAAUGACGGGCUGAUGAUAGGUGGGGGCCUAUAGGAUUUUGACUACCGUCUACGGCUAUGAUUAUGUUGCAAUUGUCUGGUUAUUUGAAAACUCUAUUUAUUGCCGGGUUUAAGAAAUGCGUGAUAUAUAGCCCUUCUUAGA
Musa acuminata AAA Group (dessert banana) is the source of this 666-nucleotide messenger RNA. RefSeq lists its product as uncharacterized. Gene Ontology annotation, cellular component: U4/U6 x U5 tri-snRNP complex; precatalytic spliceosome; box C/D methylation guide snoRNP complex. Bases 130 to 516 code for a protein of 128 amino acids. The transcript is spliced from 5 exons. The record is from RefSeq and is a predicted model, not a curated record. Lineage: Eukaryota; Viridiplantae; Streptophyta; Magnoliopsida; Zingiberales; Musaceae. Gene Ontology annotation, biological process: maturation of LSU-rRNA; maturation of SSU-rRNA; ribosome biogenesis. Gene Ontology annotation, molecular function: RNA binding.